UGUGUAUACAGACAGUUGUGCAGCUUGAAAGAAUGUUGCAAAACGUGGGACGUCUGUUGAAUGCGUUCGAUCUACGUUCUAACAUAACUCCCGAUAUUUGCCUUGACAUUUACACCUGUAUGCGCCUGUUUAUUUAACGCGUAACUAGUCGAUACAAAUGCAUCGCCCAAAGUAUUUCACCCCGACAGAAGUUUCGCAGCACAACACAGUUGGCGACAUAUGGGUUUCUUACUUAGGUAAGGUGUACGACUUGACACCGUUGGUGAAUGAACACAAAGGUGAUGUGCUGUUAAAACCUAUACUUGAGUGCGCAGGGAAGGACAUCAGCCACUGGUUUAACUCGAAGACGAAAGAUAUCAGGACCCACGUCGACCCGCUGUCUGGAUGCGUGAAGUAUUACACCCCCAGGGGGCGUUUUGUGCACGUACCUCCUCCCUGCCCACGCACUGACUGGGCCAAUGACUUCGGGAAGCCGUGGUGGAGGGACAGCCGCUACGAGGUCGGGCUGCUGUCGGCGAAGACACGGUGGAUCCGUAUCAUCAACACGCUCACCUCUCAGGAGCAGAGUCUGGAGGUGUGCUCGGAGGAAACCCUGGAUGAGAUCCUGCAGCGCUACCUCCGCUACAACUCCAAUGCCACCAGCUACACCUGGAAGCACGAUGGCGUCGAGAUGGAUAUGAGCAAGACCCUGAGCGAGAACGGUGUCCCGGACGAGGACGAGGAGUUCUAUCACUGCCGCCUGGACCGCGACCUGUUCUCCCCAUCCAUCUGCCUCUACUUCAAUGAUGACCUCGCUGAACUGUGAGCCAAUCGAAUGGAGGCUGCAGAGAGGGCGUGGCAUGAUAGCUGGGCG
This is a messenger RNA of Megalops cyprinoides (Indo-Pacific tarpon), 853 nucleotides long. RefSeq names its product cytochrome b5 domain-containing protein 1. The transcript is spliced from 4 exons. The record is from RefSeq and is a predicted model, not a curated record. NCBI's taxonomy places the organism in Eukaryota, Metazoa, Chordata, Actinopteri, Elopiformes, Megalopidae. The coding region runs from base 158 to 805 and encodes 215 amino acids.